Molecule: messenger RNA, 2568 nt
Organism: Saccharomyces kudriavzevii IFO 1802
Lineage: Eukaryota; Fungi; Ascomycota; Saccharomycetes; Saccharomycetales; Saccharomycetaceae
Gene: NAT1
Product: peptide alpha-N-acetyltransferase complex A subunit NAT1
Exons: 1
Coding region: 1-2568 (855 amino acids)
Biological process (GO): N-terminal peptidyl-methionine acetylation
Cellular component (GO): cytoplasm; NatA complex
Molecular function (GO): protein binding; protein-N-terminal amino-acid acetyltransferase activity
Source: RefSeq, a predicted model, not a curated record
AUGUCUAAGAAGAGGGGCACUAAGGCCAAGCCGGUGGCCAAAAUAACUUCGAAAAAAGAAAACGAGCAGUUCCUCGAGGCUUUGAAACUAUACGAAGGGAAGCAAUACAAAAAAUCUAUUAAGGUACUAGACGCCAUCUUGAAAAAAGAUGCUAGCCACAUUGAUUCCUUGGCUUUAAAGGGUCUGGAUUUAUAUUCUGUGGGUGAAAAAGAUGAUGCCACUUCCUUUGUGGCCAAUGCCAUUAGAAAAAUUGAAGGCAGCGCAGCAUCGCCAAUUUGCUGCCAUGUAUUGGGUAUUUAUAUGAGAAACACCAAAGAGUACGAAGAAUCCAUCAAAUGGUUCACAGCAGCUUUACACAACGGCUCCACCAACAAGCAAAUUUAUAGAGACUUAGCAACUUUACAAUCGCAAAUUGGAGAUUUCAAGAGUACUCUGAUUUCCAGAAAAAAAUAUUGGGAAUCAUUUCUCGGCUACCGUGCCAACUGGACAUCGUUGGCAGUAGCUCAAGAUAUUAAUGGUGAAAGGCAACAAGCCAUUAAUACGCUAUCUCAAUUUGAAAAACUUGCUGAAGGAAAAAUUUCUGAUUCCGAGAAAUAUGAGCAUAAUGAGUGCUUGAUGUACAAAAACGACAUUAUGUAUAAGGCCGCUGGCGAUAAUCAGGAUAAGCUGCAAAAUGUCUUGAAACAUUUACACGAUAUCGAACCGUAUGUUUUUGAUAAAUUUAGUUUAUUAGAGAGAAAAGCAUCUGUUCACAUGAAAUUGGGCCAAUUGCAAGAUGCGUCUAUUGUUUAUAGAACUCUGAUCAAGAGAAACCCGGAUGAUUUCAAGUACUACAGGUUGUUGGAAGUAUCCCUGGGAAUUCAAAAUGACAAUAAAUUGAAGAAGGCCUUGUAUGGUAAACUUGAGCAAUUUUAUCCAAGAUGCGAACCACCUAAGUUUAUUCCGUUGACUUUCAUUCAGGACGAAAAAGAACUUUCCAAAAAAUUGAAGGAUUACGUUCUGCCCCAAUUGAAACGUGGUGUUCCAGCAACUUUCUCUAACGUGAAGCCUCUCUAUCAAAGAAGGAAUUUCAAGGUCCCUCAACUGUUGGGAAAAAUCGUCCUUGAAUAUUUGUCCGAGUUGGAUGGCACGCAAGAUCCAAUUCCAUUUAUCUGGACCAAUUAUUACCUGUCUCAACAUUUUCUUUUCUUAAAUGACUUCCCCAAAGCUCAAGAAUAUGCCAAUGCCGCACUUGAUCACACACCCACUCUAGUUGAGUUUUACAUUCUAAAGGCACGCAUUUUUAAGCACUUAGGGCUAAUGGACACAGCAGCCAAGCAUCUAGAAGAAGGUAGACAACUGGACUUACAAGAUAGAUUUAUCAAUUGUAAGACAGUCAAAUAUUUCCUGAGAGCAAACAACAUCGAUAAAGCUGUCGAGAUCGCGUCCCUGUUCACCAAGAAUGAUGACUCCGUUAACGGUAUCAAAGACUUACACCUUGUAGAAGCUUCUUGGUUUAUCUUAGAACAAGCAGAAGCUUAUUAUAGAUUGUACUUAGAAAGAAAAAAGGAACUAGAUGAGUUAACAUCCUUAAAGAACGAGACAAAAGGUGAAGAAAGUGAAGAAACUGCAAAUGAUAUUAGGGAUAAUCAAUGGCUUGUUCGCAAAUACAAAGGUUUGGCGUUGAAAAGAUUUCACGCCAUUCCUAAAUUUUAUAAACAAUUUGAAGAUGAUCAGUUAGAUUUCCAUUCGUACUGUAUGAGAAAAGGUACACCAAGAGCUUAUUUGGAAAUGCUGGAAUGGGGUAAGACACUUUACACCAGGCCUAUGUACGUUCGCGCAAUGAAGGGAGCAUCAAGACUUUACUUCGAAAUGCACGAUGAUCACUUGAAAAGAAAGUCAGAUUCUUCAGACGAUAAUUCAGAAGACAUCGGAACCAAUGGCCAAAAUAGUACUAGUAGCCAGAAAAAGAAAGCUAAGAAGGAAGCUGCUGCCAUGAACAAACGGAAAGAAGCUGAAGCCAAGAGUGUUGCAGCUUAUUCGGCUGACCAAGAUGAUGAUAUAUUUGGCGAAAAACUGACAGAAACUACCACGCCAAUGAAAUAUUUCGCAACCGAAUUUUACGAUAACUACUCCAAACAAGCCAGGGAAGAUGAGAGAGAUUACAUCUUGGAUUUUGAGGUCAAUUAUAGAGUUGGAAAGUUAGCUUUGUGUUUUGUUUCUUUGAACAAAAUUGCUAGAAAAUAUGGCCCCACGAGCGGGUUAUUUGGAAGUGUGGCGAUUGUAUUGUUACACGCUACAAGAGACGAUACCCCCUAUGAUCCAAUUUUGAAAAGGGUAGUCACAAAGAGCUUUGAAAAGGACUACUCUGAGAUUUUACCGUUGAAUGAAAUUUCUAACGAUGGCUUCGAUUGGUUGAAAUUCUAUCAAGAAACCUUCAGUGAAAAAGAAACAAAAGGCCUGCUUUUCCUAUACCGCUACCGUGAGGAUGUCCCCAUAGAACAAUCUGCUCUGAAAGAAGUGAUCAUUGGCGGUCUUUCUGACUUGGAACCUCGCGCUCAAAACGAGAUUUUGCAGUACCAACUAUAG